CGAAAAUGCCCCUCAUGGAACUUUCAUUCCCUCGCAUUCCAAGCCUCCAGCAGAGUUGUCGCGAAGGACGAGCAUGUAAGCAGAGUGAGCUCGCCGCAGAUAACAUUCGCGGGAGCAGUGCUGCAUUGCCAACGCUGGAAGUGGAUAAGGUGAAGGGCAUGUCGAACGCCGUGGCGAAUGGGCUGGCCGGAGCCGGCGGUGGUAUCAUCGCUCAGAUUGCAACGUAUCCCCUCCAAGCGGUGAAUACGCGCCAACAAACCGAGAGAAUCGCCAAGAAGGACCUCGCUAAUUCGAGUGGGAGUUUGCCAUCUCCCAAUCGCUUUGCAGGUGGUACGCUUGUUCAAAUUCUUCAGGUUAUAAGAAGCGAAGGCUGGGGAGGACUCUACAGUGGCCUUAAGCCUUCACUCCUCGGGACUGCUGUUUCACAGGGUGUAUAUUACUAUUUCUAUCAGGUUUUCAAAAACACAGCUGAGGCUAUUGCAGCUGCCCAAAGAGACAAUGGACAUGGAGAUGGUACUGUUGGCAUGUUUUCUUGGCUUUUUGUGGCAGCCAUUGCUGGGUCUUUGAAUGUGUUGCUGACGAACCCAAUAUGGAUUCUUGUAACUCGUAUGCAGACACAUACUCAAGCAGAAAGGAAAAUUAUGGAGGCGAAGGAGGCUGCAUUGAGAGAAGCUUUUGAAAGCGGUUUGAUAGAUUCAAGUUCUUUGCAAGAGAAAUUGACUGAAAUUCACACUGUAAAACCUUCUCCAUAUGGAAUGCUGCAUGCGGCAAAUGAGGUUUAUAAUGAAGCUGGAAUUAAUGGAUUUUGGAAAGGCAUCAUUCCAACUCUUAUCAUGGUGUGCAAUCCAUCAAUUCAAUUUAUGAUUUAUGAAAGCUCAUUGAAGCAUCUAAGGGCAAAACGUGCUACAAAUAAGCAGGGGUUGAAAAAUGUGACAGCACUGGAGGUUUUCUUAUUAGGAGCCUUGGCAAAAUUGGGAGCCACCAUCUCAACCUACCCUUUGUUAGUUGUUAAGUCAAGGCUUCAAGCAAAGCAGGAGAUAGGUGGUAGCAACUCAUUACGAUACUCAGGUACUCUGGAUGCAAUAAUCAAAAUGAUUCGUCAUGAGGGAUUGCCUGGCUUUUACAGAGGGAUGAGCACAAAGAUAAUGCAGAGUGUUUUUGCAGCCUCUGUACUUUUCAUGGUUAAGGAGGAACUCGUCAAGGCUUAUAUGGCGCUAGCAGUUAAAUCACGGAAGGUUUUGCUGGGUGUAGUGAAAUGAUUUCUUCAACGGGUGCAAAAGUUCACCUACUAGAUUUGAAGACUCUGACGCAGACCCAUAUUGCUCACGAAAAUUAUUUUUAUAAUGAUGCGCCAAUUCACGCAAAUUAACUAUCAAAAUAUUCCUAGCUAUUAGACUGGAAUGUUGCUGUGAAUCUUUGCAAGCACACACAAAACCUUACUUGUAUUGGCAUAUGUGCCUGCUAACCAUUCUUCAAAUUUGGAGAGAUCCUGAAUUUGAAUUUGUUGUGAGUUUGGAUAAUGUGAUAUAAAAUUGUACUAAAAUUUAUUCAAAUCUAUUUAAAUUCAAAUUUAAGGUCUUCAAUGUUCUCAAA
This is a messenger RNA of Malania oleifera, 1593 nucleotides long. RefSeq names its product peroxisomal nicotinamide adenine dinucleotide carrier-like. The record is from RefSeq and is a predicted model, not a curated record. Gene Ontology annotation, biological process: transmembrane transport; nucleotide transport. Lineage: Eukaryota; Viridiplantae; Streptophyta; Magnoliopsida; Santalales; Ximeniaceae. The transcript has 11 exons. Bases 6 to 1259 code for a protein of 417 amino acids.